Messenger RNA from Cladophialophora carrionii CBS 160.54, 1671 nucleotides. RefSeq lists its product as uncharacterized. Bases 1 to 1671 code for a protein of 556 amino acids. The record is from RefSeq and is a predicted model, not a curated record. The transcript has 2 exons. NCBI's taxonomy places the organism in Eukaryota, Fungi, Ascomycota, Eurotiomycetes, Chaetothyriales, Herpotrichiellaceae.
AUGGAUACACGAGAAUUUGUCACCAGGGACGAAUUUUGGCGCAUUCAAGAGACGCUGAAUGACCUAUCUGCAACUCAAGCCGUCCAUUCAGAUCGAAUCAUGCGCCUAGAGUCCAAGACCCCGGACGGGAGUCGUCCUAGAAACCUUUGGGGGUCGACCUCACCUUUUCCUUUGGGGUCCUCACAUCACGAUUCGUCGCUCAAUCCUGCGGCUGAGGCCUUCCGAAACUUCGACGUCGAUCCCAUGAUCAGUUCCUUGACCCUGGACACGACGGACGAUCCCAGAAGAGCAGCCGCAUCAAGAGCCAAUUCUGUCCGGUUUGAUGAGAGCGCAAACAACCAUUACGGGUCGUCAAGACAGUCUAUAGAACUCCCCACGCGAACAGGAAGCGGACUUGGUGGCCAUGCACUCUCUGAAAGAUCGCUGUCGCACCGAUCUGAUGGCAGACCAACGGCUACUGGAUUUGGCCGGACCAACAGCUUCGGGCUUGAACAGAGUCGCCUACUUGGCUCGAUACACAACUCGCCCCGUGUGUCGGGCAACCCUCCGCCGGGUUUCUUCAUCUUAGGCCCAUGUCCGGCCAUCAUUCGUUGUUGGCUGACUCAAUCCUUCUCCAACAGCUCGCUCCUUUACGCUGCUGUCUGUACGGGAUCAACCAUUUCUUCAGUUGGCUAUCCGCUCCUCUGCAAGCUCGGUUUGACGAAUGCAAUCACCGAUGAAGGAGAGUAUCGUACAAUCCGCCUGCCCGUGUAUUUGACCGAAGCCAAGAUCCACGCCUCUGCCGCCGUGAGAUCAGGGAGCCCAGCCCCAGCCAUACCUACCUUGAUGGUCAAAUUCGCUGUCGACGACCAGCUGGUGUCGGACCCCUCGAUUCAGGUCAUCUUGGGCAGUGACGUCUUGAGAUCACAUAACGCCGAUAUCCUGUUCUCUCAGGACAAGAUGAUGAUUUUCGACGAAGACCGGAAUCAACUUUCUAUUCCACUCUGCCGACCAGAGGAUGAUGCCUCUUUCAAACAUCUGUGCACGGGACCUCGUCCUCACGCAUCCUCGGUAGAUGCUGUUCUGCCGCCUCCAGCCUCCCCCGUGGGAGUCAUUGGCCGGCCCGAAAGAGCGCGUCCGACGCAAACGGUUGUUUCGCCUACGGCUGCUCCUACGAGUGCUACUACUUCCGAACCUGAAGAUGGUCGUAGAACAGAGCAGUCCACUGAGCUAUCGACCCGAUCCAGCCUGGAUCUGGGCCCGUCCAAGCCAGCCGAUGACUCAAAGUCGACCACUGGGAGUGAGAAAUCAUUUACGACACCUAUGUCCAAGUCUGGAGUAUGGUCUAACUCGUGGCGAUCUGUGUCAUCUACUGCCCUCAACGAGGCGGGCUCGAAACAGCCUUCAUCUACGUAUGCGAGACCUCAGUCGCAAAGAAACAUGAAGAUCCUGCGGCCGGGAAAGACGAUGGCCAAUGCGUCCAGAAAUCCUUCUUCUUCUUCAUCCGCCACUCCCAACGGUGCAGACACCUCACCGUUCAAACCGGGUGAGGCUGCAAAAGGCCCUGAUUCAGUGGGCGAGUCAAAAGCUCCACUGCCCACCCCGACUUCAAAGUCUAAUCCAAUUGGCUCGGGCACUGCGUUCGGGUGGCUGAACACUGGACCGCAACGUAGGACGACGGCAAAUAGCUGA